GCACCCACACGAACACAAAUACACCAAAUACCCCCCAUUAAAUUUACAAUUAAAAAGCCUUUCACCAGGGUAGUUUCCUCUGGCCUGGAACCUGCAGUGUUUCAGUGUUUGGCAUUAAUUCUAUUGUAUUAUUUGUAAAUGGUGACUUGCAAAGAUACAUGUGAAGGCUUCAAGUUUGCAGAACUGGUAAACAAUACAACAAAUAGUUUUUUUUGCUUUGAUGUGUUAUUAUUAUUUGUUUUAAUGUAUUAAAGGAUACUGUGAGUUGUUGACAACAGUAACUGAAUACUUCCUUUUCUUCCCAUAGGUAACAUGGACAGGCACCACUAUGAGACGUUCGAGAAGUUUGGCAACAAUACUUUUCUGUUGCACCUUGACAACGGGAGAGCAUUUGGGCGCCACUCCAAAGACGAGCCGUCUAUCUUAGUUCCUCUAGAACAGUGCUGCAGAAUCCGUCUCUCCACUUGGCUUCGCCUGCGUCUCCUGUCUCUGCCUCAGUAUCGCCUCAGUGAUGUCAUGCGGGCCUCGCUCUCCCACGAUCCCCUUCACAGUGUGGCUCCGCUGCUCUCGGAGCCCCACCUCGCUGCUCUCGAUCGGCGUUUGCAAACUGUGCUGGAGACUGUAAGUCGUUGCCAAAAGCAACAAAGUAAGGAUGGCGGUGGUAAUGAGGUCAUCUUUGAUGACACUGCCCACUUGAAAGACAUGGUCACUUCUGCUGGAUAGAACAGCCUCACACUGCCUUCAUAUUAUGUUUAUGUUCGUGAGUGCAGUAGCACAUGCAAAGUGUGGUCAGCAGCAUAGUUAAAGUCACAAGGACUUAAAUGGUGUCUGGACGUAUUCUGUAACAAUAAAGCAGGAUGUAUAAAUAAGACAAAACAUGAGGAAGAUAUGUUUAAAAAGCCCAAAUGGCUGUAAUGGACUUUGAAAUGUUGGGUUCUACAACACAAAUUCAUUCUAACCCCCGUAAGAGGAAAGCUAUUAAGUUAUUGGUUUUAUGGCUUAUAUAUGAAAUAAAUACGACUCAUACCAUUUUCAGGUAUUUGAAAUUUGAUAUACAAAAAUACAAAAAAGGUGUUUGUAAUUACUCUUUCCAUUUCAUUGAAAAGCUGAUCCAUUAAAAUAUUAAAAUGUGAUAAACACAAAAUUUGUCUGGUACAGGUUAAAAUGUGCAUGUUUUUCAGGUGUGUAGUAAUAUUUGAAAUACCUCUUGUCUGUUUGAAAAGAUUGUUAAUGACACUGUCUGCAUUAAAUGAAAGGUUGUGAUUACAUCACAACUAAUUCCUGAAGAAAAUAAUUAGAUAACUCACAAACCUAAACUGCUUGAUAAAGGCAAAUUGAAAAUGAGGAAGCGUAAUGGUUUCAUCGCUCUUUAUUUUGUGUUGGACCAACUAGAGUAAAAUAAAAGACA
Molecule: messenger RNA, 1408 nt
Organism: Seriola aureovittata
Lineage: Eukaryota; Metazoa; Chordata; Actinopteri; Carangiformes; Carangidae
Product: extracellular serine/threonine protein kinase FAM20C
Exons: 3
Coding region: 313-723 (136 amino acids)
Biological process (GO): protein phosphorylation
Cellular component (GO): Golgi apparatus
Molecular function (GO): phosphotransferase activity, alcohol group as acceptor
Source: RefSeq, a predicted model, not a curated record